GAUAAGGCAAGAAAAUCAACAAUCUCCGACCUCCACCACCACCACCCAUCUAAUUCCAAAGACAGGCACUCAUAACAUCAUGUUCUGAUCUCAAACUUGCAAUCAAAGAUGAAGGCACUGAGGUUUCAGCUGCAUUUGAACCACCCAAAUGUCAGCAACCCAGGAGUUAAUUUCCCAAUAAUCAUCCCCAUGAAAGCCAAAUCCAAGCUUAUCUACCACCCCUCUUCACCACCCUCCAAAUCAUCCUCCAAUGUUUACAAUUCAAGAACUAAAAGAAUUACAACCCAUACAGACAAACCCCUCCUGCUAGAAGUCACAUCCCCCAAGUCGGAGAAAUUUUCAACAUGGGAUGAAUUGCCCGUACUAAUUUCAAAAGAGCAUUCAAGAAUGGUGAUAGUUGGGGCUAUGUCUUUAGGGGUUGCACUUUUCUUGAUGGGGUUUGAUGAUCACAAGGCGUUGGCUUUGGGGCCGGAAGGCCCAUUGGUGGAAGAAUUCUGGGACAAUAUGAGGAGAUAUGCACUCUAUGCAUUGACGGUGAGUACGGGUGCUAUUUACACUCUUUUGCAGCCUAUACUGGAGUUGCUGAAGAAUCCCAUCUCUGCAAUCCUCGUCCUGACCAUUAUUGGAGGUAGCAUUUUCAUUGUGUCUCAAGUGGUGACGGCUAUGGUUGGCUUGUCUGACUUUUCUUAUGAUUAUAACUAUUAGAGAGUGCUUUCAGACCGCGGGCUGCUGCUUGUUCUUCUUGUUCAUGUCUUUCUAAUAUGUCCGUACUGAUAUUACAUAAUCCAAUUAAAUUCCAAGCAAGCUAUAAAUUUAGCUUGAGCUCACUAAAAUACGUAUCGUCGAUUGGAUUUUUAUUUUCUAUCUUGCAAUUACACAAUAAUUGUACAUU
Messenger RNA from Sesamum indicum (sesame), 892 nucleotides. RefSeq lists its product as uncharacterized. Lineage: Eukaryota; Viridiplantae; Streptophyta; Magnoliopsida; Lamiales; Pedaliaceae. The record is from RefSeq and is a predicted model, not a curated record.